UGUGAGAUUCUGGUACAAUGUCCUCUGGCUUCACCAAGGCUUUCCAUUAACAUGCGUGAAUUUAUCAAUGAAUUGGAAGACUACGUACCAACGAUUCCUGAUGCAGUCACGGUGCACUUUAUGCGGACAUGUGGGUGCGAUUGUAGUGAUCCCAGAAUAGUGAGAUUAGUGGCUUUGGCUACUCAAAAAUACGUCUCUGACAUAAUUCUGGACGCAAUGCAACAAGCACGAAUGAAAGGGCUUGGACAAACGAAGAAGGGAACGAAGGAAACACGGUACUGUCUUACAACUGAAGUUCUUGAGCCCGUUCUCAAAGAAUACGGUAUUGACUUUGUUCUGCCUCCUUACAUGCAUUAA
Messenger RNA from Angiostrongylus costaricensis, 357 nucleotides. The record is from the annotation of a GenBank genome assembly. NCBI's taxonomy places the organism in Eukaryota, Metazoa, Nematoda, Chromadorea, Rhabditida, Metastrongylidae.